Molecule: messenger RNA, 1025 nt
Organism: Erinaceus europaeus (western European hedgehog)
Lineage: Eukaryota; Metazoa; Chordata; Mammalia; Eulipotyphla; Erinaceidae
Gene: RAB33A
Product: RAB33A, member RAS oncogene family
Exons: 2
Coding region: 184-897 (237 amino acids)
Biological process (GO): Rab protein signal transduction
Cellular component (GO): endosome; Golgi apparatus
Molecular function (GO): GTPase activity; GTP binding
Source: RefSeq, a predicted model, not a curated record
GGCUAGGGUGAGAGGCACCCCCAUCACGCGCGCGCGCACACACGUUGCGGGCGCACGCACACACGGGCGGACACACUCAUAGACACACACACAGCUCGCUCGCCUCGAGCGCACUAACGUGGCGGUUCUCUUUGUGUGGAGCCCUAGAGGGGGGUUGGGAGCCCCCGGUCCGGUCCCGGGGAGAUGGCGCAGCCCAUCCUGGGCCACGGGACCCUGCAGCCCGCCCCGGCCUCCGGCCUGGCGUCUCUGGAGCUCGACUCGUCGCUGGACCAGUAUGUGCAGAUCCGCAUCUUCAAGAUCAUCGUGAUUGGGGACUCCAACGUGGGAAAGACCUGCUUGACCUUCCGCUUCUGUGGGGGGACCUUCCCGGACAAGACUGAAGCCACCAUUGGCGUGGACUUCAGGGAGAAGACGGUGGAGAUCGAGGGCGAGAAGAUCAAGGUUCAGGUUUGGGACACAGCUGGGCAGGAGCGCUUCCGCAAAAGCAUGGUUGAACAUUACUACCGUAAUGUGCACGCAGUGGUCUUCGUCUAUGAUGUCACCAAAAUGGCCUCCUUCACCAACCUCAAAAUGUGGAUCCAAGAAUGCAACGGCCAUGCUGUGCCCCCACUCGUCCCCAAAGUGCUUGUGGGUAACAAGUGUGACUUGAGGGAGCAGAUCCAGGUACCCUCCAACUUAGCACUGAAAUUUGCAGACGCCCACAACAUGCUCUUGUUUGAAACAUCGGCCAAGGACCCCAAAGAGAGCCAGAACGUGGAGUCAAUUUUCAUGUGUUUGGCUUGCCGAUUGAAGGCUCAGAAAUCCCUGCUCUAUCGUGAUGCUGAUCGGCAGCAGGGGAAGGUGCAGAAACUGGAGUUCCCACAGGAAGCUAACAGUAAAACUUCCUGUCCUUGUUGAAGCCAAAUGGUGGAAACACAAGAUCAGUUAUCACUGGAGUUCCCCCCCCCUUUUCUCUGUGCCUGCAUAAUGCUGACACCUGCUUGUUUCCAUACAAAUUGAUAUUAAAAUAAAAUUUGUAUAGAUUA